Messenger RNA from Cylindrotheca closterium, 1722 nucleotides. Lineage: Eukaryota; Bacillariophyta; Bacillariophyceae; Bacillariales; Bacillariaceae. The record is from the annotation of a GenBank genome assembly.
AUGAAAAGAUCAUUAAAAGAGAGCAGGGAUUACGUCGUUACAAUAGACAAUGGAGGAAAUGAUUGCAUGGACAAACAAGGAAAGCAAUCGCCACAGCCACUGAAAGCCAAUAUUGAGAAACAAGCAACGUCAUCGUCGUCAACGGAUGCGAAAGACGGUUCAUCUUCAUUGACCACAGCUGGACCUUGCUCAUCCAAUAUCAUUUCACCAGAUGCGACUCCGCUGCUUUCAGCAACUUAUGAGAACGGCUGCCACGACACCAUUGUUGACGACAGUGAAAACGAUGUGCCAUCACCAGCCACGGCAUUGGGUGGCUACCAUAAUGCUGUGACACUUGUAUUUGAGAAAGCCCCAUUACACAAAGCACCAAGAUUGCACAAGGAACGCCCAGAUAGAGUUGAAUGGAUUCGACAAGGCUUACAGAACGAAGGAUUAUUGGACAAAUGCCACGUGCUGCAAGACUAUGAAUCCCGAAACAUUGAAUGCGACAAAAGGACUGGUAGCCGCAAUCAAAAGAGACAACGGACAACAGUUCAAGAAAACGUAUUUGAAAUGGUACAGAAAGUGCACUCACCUGGAUUUGUCAAGCGCAUGCAAAAGCUGAAGGACUUUGCUGGGUGCCUGAAAGAAGAAGCUCACCAAUACGACUCGGUUUACCUAACACCACAUUCAUGGACCAGUGCCCUCCAAUCGGUGUCUUCCCUAUGCAAACUUGUAGACCAUAUACUACUACCAAUGGGAGAAAUCGAACUGUCCAAAUUUUCACUACCCAGCAACAAGAAACCGGUUCGAUUUGGUUUUGCCUGUAUUCGACCACCUGGGCAUCACGCUUCCAGUAGUCUUGCCAAUGGAUACUGUCUGAUCAACCAUGUAGCGGUUGCAGCAACUUAUGCCCUCGAAUAUUUUGGCGGUCGAUUUGGAGAUGCGGAACUUGUACAGGAUGAGAGCCCAAAGUCAUCACCAAAGAAUUCCUACCCUUUUCUUCGAAAUCCAAAGCCACAACGCAGGGUGGCCAUUCUGGAUUGGGAUAUUCACCAUGGCGAUGGCACGCAGUCAAUUUUUUGGAACGAUCCAAAUGUAUUGUUCUGCUCCAUUCAUGCCCAGAAAGCCUUUCCUUUUGUGUCUGGAUCAUCUGCUAAAUCCGUUGGUGGACCAAACGCUUUUGGAAGAACAGUCAAUGUAGCAUGGACAUCUCACGGUAUGGGCGACAACGAAUACGUGUAUGCUUUGCAAACACUGAUAUUGCCAAUCUUGCAAGAGUUUCAGCCCACUCUUAUAUUGAUCAGUGCUGGGUUUGAUGCGGCAACCGGUGAUUCUUAUUGUGGCAACUUGAGUCCAGUCAAUGGCUUUGGAAGAAUGACAACGGAAAUCCUACGCGUUGCAACCGAAAUGGACUGUCCCGUGAUUGCUAGUCUAGAAGGAGGGUACAAACAAUCAGUAUUGGUACCAUGCGUUGCCAGUGUGGUCCAAUCCAUGGUGGUUUUCGGCGAAGAAAGUAUCAUGACUCGAAAUGAAAAUGACGAGAGGAACUUUCUGAAAGGCUUUGCCAAUGAUGCCUUGGUUGGAACGACUAGUAGUAUCAACCACGCCAUCACUGGAUCAAUAGCCUCGUCUAUAGAUGGCGUUUGUCCGACUGCCGUGAAGAAUAUUGAAGCGACGCGAGCAGCUCAACAGCAGUUUUGGAAAUGUCUCUCGGUCAACCAUCUAAAGCAAGAAAGAUAG